AUGAAGAAACACGUAAAGCAGAUCCACGAAGGUGUCAAGCCCAAGGACAGGUUUUCUUGUGAGUUCUGUGGCCAGUCUUUCACACAUUCUUGCAAAUUAAAACUUCACCUCAUGAAGCACACCGGGGAGCGUCCGUUCACUUGCAAGAUAUGUAACUCCACAUACAGGGAGAAGCACCAGCUGACAUCUCACAUGAAAGUCCACAGUGGUGACGAGCCUUUCAAAUGUCCCAUCUGUGGCCGUCGCUUCCUGCAAAAAUCCUACAUGGAGGGCCACAUGAGAAAGCAUUCGGGAGAAAAGCCAUUUAAAUGUACAGUAUGUGAGGCUGGCUUCACCCAGAAGGGCUACCUCCGGGAUCAUAUCAAGGUGCA
Lymnaea stagnalis (great pond snail) is the source of this 371-nucleotide messenger RNA. The record is from the annotation of a GenBank genome assembly. NCBI's taxonomy places the organism in Eukaryota, Metazoa, Mollusca, Gastropoda, Lymnaeidae.